UAUCCACCUAGAAUGGAGGUGUGUCCUUAUUGUAAGAAGCCAUUUAAACGAUUGAAGUCCCACUUGCCACACUGUAAGAUGAUAGAACCAGUUGUACCUGAUGAUCAAAAAGUUUGUCAGGCCAAGCCAGCUACACGUCCACGUGCCAGGAAAAUGAAAGGGCCAAUCAAAGACAUCACUAAAGCUAGAGAGAGUGAGUUAGGGACAGAGAGUGAGAAAGGAAAUACUAAAUUGAUAAGGGACAAACCGGAAGGGGUCAUUAAGUCCUCCCCUCUACUAGCCAUUGAUUUGGAAAGAGCAUGUAACACAAAGGCAGGUGGAGAAAGCAAGAAUCAAAUUCAUCCCGCCCUCAAAAUGCUAAAAAGUACUGAACCAAAGACUACUUUCCAGAGAGAAACCAGGGCUCAGUCUAAUCAUUCAGAGAACACCACUCCUAAAAGAGACAUUGCUAAAGAUGUGCCCCGAUCAGGGAAGAGUAGAAGUAACCUUUCAAAACCUGAAGCAUCUUUACCUCUUGGUCCAAUGGAUUCUUCUUCAUCAAGUCAAGAUAGAAAACAUUCUUCAGCCUUACCUAAUGAUGUACAAACCACUUCCGCUAAUUUAAAACUGGACAAAAUUGAUCCCCUAAGACAGAAGCUUCUGGUAAAAUUACCAGAUAUGCCUAUUGGUGGUGAUCAUAGUUCUCCCACGAAUCCCAACUAUGGGGUUAAAAGAGUAAGGACGUCAUUGUCAAGCAAUGAGAGAGAUUCCAAAGCCUGGAAUCACGUCUACGAACUGUCUGCUGAUGUUAGAGACUCUCAGAUUCAGGAAAAGAACACAGAAUCACAAAUGUUAGGUUUUAAAGUUAGCCCACUGGGUAAAUUCAAGGAGAACCAAGAAAAAGGACUUAACCUUGGAGCAGAGGCUUGUGGGAGCAAAGGAAAUGCAGAGAAGAGCGUAUCUGCAACGGAAGUGCAGGGAUGGACUUCCGGGAGCAGUGACACAAAUAAGAGCUUCAGUAGUAAUGAUUCACCCACAGGGGAGAAUCCUCCACGUGAAGGUCCCAAUUUCAAUUUAUUUACUCCAAGGGAGACAACUUGGUAUGAGUUUCUUUCUGGAUCACAGUCAUAUAACCAAAGCCUUGCCUCUCUGACUAUAAAAUUUCUUCCAGUAGGGAGAGCAGAAGCCUGCCUUCAUAACCAAGUUCCUAAUGUAAAGGUGUUAAUAUUGAGUGAGGAACAAACUUCUCUAGAGCACAAAUCUGUCUGUUGGCCCCCAGCAUCAGACCAGUCUUUACCUUCAACCCAGCAUCACACUACUGAAAGCCCCUUCCCCAGUCAGGUCAUUGUUGCUGACAGGAAGGCAGUUCUUGCAAGCUCCCUGGGGCUGGAGUGGUUUCCAGAGCUCUAUCCUAGUUAUCUUGGACUAGGGCUGCUGCCAGGGAAGCCUCAGUACUGGAAUGCAUUGGCCCAGAAGCCUCAGCUCAUCAGUCCCCAGGGGCGAAGACUCUCACAAGUUCCUUUGUUGGAAAGAAGUUCGACUGCCAUAAGGAGUUUGGAACCCCUGGCCAGCCUUACACCUUCCAACUCUCUGAUGAGGCUCUUGGGAGCUGUGCAGAAAGGCUGGGUCAGGUGCAGUACCACCAUGAAGAGUGGAGCUGGUGGCAUGACAAUGCUGUUUACAGGGUACUUCAUCCUUUGUUGUAGCUGGAGUUUCAGGCAGCUGAAGCUGCAGCGCUGGCGAAAGUCGAAUUGACCUGGACCCCAUCUAGGAAAGCUUUGGGACUCCAAGCUGAGUACAGUGGAGACAGCUGCAGCGCAUAUUUAAUGAUUUAAAUGGUAUUUGUGGCAGAGAGAGGGAGUGUAAAGAAUAAAAUUAUUGGACUCUUAAA
This is a messenger RNA of Manis javanica (Malayan pangolin), 1870 nucleotides long. RefSeq names its product mitochondrial nucleoid associated protein 1 (gene MTNAP1). Lineage: Eukaryota; Metazoa; Chordata; Mammalia; Pholidota; Manidae. The record is from RefSeq and is a predicted model, not a curated record.